This is a messenger RNA of Dioscorea cayenensis subsp. rotundata (Guinea yam), 629 nucleotides long. RefSeq lists its product as uncharacterized. The coding region runs from base 65 to 499 and encodes 144 amino acids. The transcript has a single exon. The record is from RefSeq and is a predicted model, not a curated record. Gene Ontology annotation, molecular function: calcium ion binding. NCBI's taxonomy places the organism in Eukaryota, Viridiplantae, Streptophyta, Magnoliopsida, Dioscoreales, Dioscoreaceae.
UGAACACAACUCUCAUCUCUAUCUCCACCGAACAACCCUCAUCUCGAUCGAGAGAGAAAGAAGGAUGGGAGUGGUGAUUCUGGAUGGUUCCACAGUUCGCGACUUCGUCGGCAACGAAGAGGUCUUCAGCCGCAGCGUCAACGAGAAAUUCACCGCUCUUGACCUCAACGGCGAUGGAGUUCUCUCCCGUGCCGAGCUCCGUCGAGCACUCGAGACGUUUCGGCUCUUUGAAAGUCACUUCGGCGAGGACAGCGUGACACCACCAGCAGAGAUCGCGGCGCUCUACGACUCCAUCUUUGACCAGUUCGACCUUGACCAGUCCGGAUCGGUGGAUCGGGACGAGUUCCGGUCGGAGAUGCGCCGGAUCAUGCUUGCCAUCGCCGAUGGACUUGGAUCGUCGCCGAUCCAGAUCGCCGUCGAGGACGAUGGCCAUAGCUUUCUCAAGAUGGCUGCUGAUCUCGAGGCAGAGAAGAUUGCAGGGGCAACUGGUGGUAAAUAAGUAGAAUUUUAGGGGUUUUUAUGUAAUAUAGCGCCUCUAUGUGGCUUCUCAUGUUCCAUAUUUUGUCGUGCCGUAGACCUUGUGGAGUAAUUAUAUAAUAUAUAUAUCUAUGCACUUAUGUCUGAAUAAA